AGAUAUAAGAGUUAUCUCCCCAUCCUUGCCAGACACACUUUGACCUGUACAAGCCAUGUCUUCCACAUUUACCCCCUCAGAUGCUGUCGACAAAACAAAAGAAAAAGAUUGGGCAUUCAAUCUUGGAAUGCUUGACUGGGAUUCGAACAUUGUAUUCACAAAGCGCACUUUGGUUGAAUUCCUGAAAUACACAGGGACGACGGUUGACCCAAGCUUUUCCAACAUUCAGAAACUUCCCCGUUACGCGCAAUUCGGCAAGUUGUCCCCCUCUGAUCAGCAGGCCACGAAUACCGGAGCACCAGAAGCAACUCAGUUCGACAGUGGCUUCAGUCCAAGUACAAGCCAGAGUCAAAUCACAGGUCAAAGUAUCACACCCGCUGUUUCUCAGCAGUCUGUUGCUGAACAGGGUGGAGUCGUUGGAGAGGAAAACAAGCCAAGCAGACGAGUGAGGACUCAGCCGGGAGGAGCAAGCAGUGUAGGAAACCUUUGGGACAUGGACGAACAAGAACAGUUUAUUCCCACUCGGAGAGUACGUCAACGACCCGGAGGCCAGGAUAAUAUCGAUAGCUUAUUCUAAAACUACCGACUAGUUAGAUAUCCAAUAUAGUUGUGUCUUAUAUUGGUAUUCUAAUAGUGCUUAUCACCACCC
Messenger RNA from Serpula lacrymans var. lacrymans S7.9, 649 nucleotides. RefSeq lists its product as uncharacterized. NCBI's taxonomy places the organism in Eukaryota, Fungi, Basidiomycota, Agaricomycetes, Boletales, Serpulaceae. Bases 128 to 577 code for a protein of 149 amino acids. The record is from RefSeq and is a predicted model, not a curated record. The transcript has 10 exons.